Carcharodon carcharias (great white shark) is the source of this 3741-nucleotide messenger RNA. Its product is annotated as toll-like receptor 7. Gene Ontology annotation, molecular function: pattern recognition receptor activity; protein binding. The record is from RefSeq and is a predicted model, not a curated record. Lineage: Eukaryota; Metazoa; Chordata; Chondrichthyes; Lamniformes; Lamnidae. Gene Ontology annotation, biological process: defense response to virus; positive regulation of interleukin-6 production; toll-like receptor signaling pathway. Bases 227 to 3379 code for a protein of 1050 amino acids. The transcript has 2 exons. Gene Ontology annotation, cellular component: plasma membrane.
GAAACUUUACUUGACAUGAAGUUUAUUCUUGCUCCUGGAUAUAGCUGCUCCUAGAUCUACAAUAGGUAAUACACUAUACACAUCCUACUAAAGACUUUUAUUUGCUAAUAGAAUGAGAUAAUGUUAAAGACAUUGUUGUUAUUCCAAGAAUAUUCUAGCAGUUUCUUUUGAAAGAAGAUGGAAAUUUACUGAGACAAAUGUGGGACAUCUUAGCAACACCAAAAAAAUGGCCAUCCUGAAGAGUGCAUCUAUUCUGCUGCUCCACCUCCUCUUUCUAUUUACCUCAGUCUCAACAUCAGCUGCAAACAGAUGGUUUCCAAGAAGUCUUCCAUGUGAUGUGACGAAGAAUAACACUGUUGUGCUUGUGGACUGCAGUGAACGUGAACUGACUCAGGUGCCGACUGGCUUUCCUGCCAACGCUACCAACAUCAGCCUGACUAUCAACCACAUCCCAGAUGUUCACAGCCACUCCUUUUCUGGGCUCAGUAACCUCACUGAGAUAGACCUGCGGUGUAACUGCAUGCCUGUCAGACUGGGCCCCAAGGACAGAGUGUGCACCAGGCCCCUGAGGGUCCAACAAGGGGCCUUCUCCUCCUUGCCAGCCUUGCGAUCGCUGUACUUAGAUGGGAACCAGCUGAAGCAGAUCCCGCAAGGCCUGCCCCACACUCUCACUGUGCUGAGCCUGGAAGCCAACAGCAUCUUUGUCCUCACCAAAGCCAGUCUGUCGGCGAUGACAAACCUGGAGGCCAUCUACCUGGGCCAGAAUUGCUACUAUCGCAACCCCUGCAACACUUCCUACCAGAUUGAGCAGGACACUUUCUACAACCUGGGUCGCCUCACCAUCCUGUCACUCAAAGAUAACAACCUGACUCACGUUCCUGGGAAACUGCCACCCAACUUAACGCAGCUUUUGCUCUACAAUAACGUGAUCAAGCGAAUCGGUAAGCGUGACUUCGCCGAGCUGCCUAAGCUGGAGAUCCUGGACCUGAGUGGCAAUUGCCCCCGCUGUUACAAUGCCCCAUACCCUUGCCAACCCUGCCCAUCCCCAGGUUACAUCCAGAUCCACUCCGAUGCCUUUCUAACAUUAAACAAGUUGGAGGUCCUGCGCCUCCAGAGUACCUCUCUCAAAGCAGUGCCCAGCUCAUGGUUCAGGAAUACUUCCAAUCUGAAAGUACUGGAUCUCUCCCAGAAUUUCUUACUGAAUGAAAUAGCCACUGCCACUUUUUUAAACUAUCUGACCAAGCUAGUGGAGAUAGACCUGUCCUUUAACUAUGAACUUAAAUUGUACGCCAAGUAUCUGAACCUGUCCAAGAAUUUUUCCAAGUUGGAGUCACUCCAAAGUUUAAGAAUCAGAGGCUAUGUUUUCAAAGAUCUGGAGAAGCAGAACCUGGACCCACUGCUGCAGCUCAGGAACCUCCGACUUCUGGACCUUGGCACCAACUUUAUCAAAGUGGCCAACCUGCAGAUCUUCGCCAAGUUUCAGGGUCUGGAAAUGAUCAACCUCUCCGAGAAUAAAAUCUCCCCUUCUUCCUCGGACUCGUUGAGCGGCUGGUGCGGGGCCAACGCUCGCUCCCGGGGCGACAGUGCCUUUUAUGGGUCGUCGGAGCAGGUCCACUACUUCCGCUACGACGAUUUCGGCCGGAGCUGCAAAUCCAACGUCAGGGGGUAUUACCCCAUGGUCCCCAUCCACAAAACCGAGUGCAGCCAUUACGGCUCCACCUUGGACCUGAGCAGGAACAAUAUCUUCUUCAUAAGCCCCACACAGUUCACAAACCUCUCCUUCCUCAGGUGCUUGAACCUGUCUGGGAAUGCUCUCAGCCAGACCCUCAAUGGCAGUGAAUUUCAGCACCUGCCCUACCUCCAGUACCUGGAUCUGUCAAAUAAUCGCAUCGACUUGCUGUACGAGUCUGCUUUCCAGGAACUGAGGGAACUGCAGGUCCUUGACCUCAGUCACAAUAACCACUACUUCGAAAUGGAAGGUGUGACUCACAGUUUAGAUUUCAUUCAGAAUCUGACAGCCCUGUCCAAGCUGAGAAUGAAUGAGAAUGCCAUUCACUCCUCAGCGGACAAAAUACUCAAGAGCAAGUCCCUCAAUGUCUUGGAGUUCCGAGGCAACCGCCUGGAUUACAUGUGGAGAGACGGCACUGAGAAAUACAUCCAGUUCUUCAAAGACCUGGACAACCUGACCCGCCUGGACCUCUCGGCGAACCAUCUCAGCUUUAUCCCGCACGGGGUCUUUGAGCACCUCCCCCCGAAUCUGAAAGAGCUGCUGCUGGCCGAGAACCAGCUCAAGAGCUUCAACUGGGGCCUGCUUCACUUGCUGUCCUCGGUGGAGCUGCUGGACCUUGGCGGCAACGAACUGAGCACCGUGCCCCGGGUGCUGGCCAACUGCACCCGCACCCUGGGUACCUUCAUCCUCACCCGCAACAAGAUCGCCCAGCUCAGCAAGCACUUCCUGCAGGGCGCCACCUUCCUGCGUUACCUGGACCUCAGCUACAACCACUUGAGGGUCAUCGAGGCCUCCAGCUUCCCGGAGAGUGCCCUGCAUCGCCUGGAGGUGCUGCUCUUAAGCGGCAACCACUUCCUCUGCACCUGCGAUGCCGUCUGGUUCGUCUGGUGGAUUAACCGGACCUCGGUCAACAUCCCCCGGCUGGCAACAGAUGUCACCUGCGCCUCCCCCCGAGCCCAUCGCGGCCAGAGUGUCAUCUUGUUAGACCUGAACUCCUGUGAGCUGGACUCCCUGGGAGUCUCCCUGCACAUUGCCAGCGCCAGCCUCAUCCUGUCGCUGCUGCUUGUCUCCAUCAGCCGCCACCUCUUCUCCUGGGACGUCUGGUACGGUUAUCACUUCUGCAUCGCCAAGUUCAAGGGCUACCGGCCACUACCUGCCAAUAAAACCACCUAUGGUGCCUUCGUGGCCUAUGACACCAAAGACACUUGGGUGACAGACUGGAUCCUGAAGGAGCUGAUAACUAAUCUGGAGGAGAGAGGCGAGAGACGAGUCUGCCUCUGCUUGGAAGAGAGGGACUGGGUGCCAGGCCAACUCGUGAUGGAUAACCUCUCGCAGAGCAUACACCGGAGCAGGAAGACGAUUUUUGUCCUCACCAAUUUCUAUGUCACCACGGGGAAGUUUCGAACUGCUUUCUACAUGGCGCACCAGCGCUUACUGGAUGAGAAGAUUGAUGUGAUCGUGCUGAUUUUUCUGGAGAAAGUUUGGCAGCGCUCCAGGUACCUCAGGCUUAAGAAGAGACUGUGCCGAAACUCGGUCCUGGAGUGGCCCUAUAACCCCCGGGCUCAGCCCCUCUUCUGGCAGCGCCUGCGAAAUGCAUUAGAGACAGACAAUCACACGCAGCAUGGGAAAUUCUUCAACGAAAUUAUAUAGUUGGCUGCAUUGGGGGAAUGUGCCAGAACCUGUCUGCUUUAGAUUAGUGCCAACUUAUCAUCGAUCAAAAGAUUUUUAACAAACCUAAAAUGUCCAAAGUUCCACUUGAUAAACUCUCACUAUAUUUAAAAUGAUCAUCAUAAUAAAACCUACAGAGUAAAUACAUGGAAGGUUGUGUCUUUGCCUUACCUUGCCUGGUUAUUACCUUGCCUUCUACACAUUAAUUACCACAAAUGUUUAUAGUUCAGCUGUUACUGCCAAAACAGCGAUUCGUAGAAGAACAAACCAAUAGGAAGGAAUUUUAAGUCAGUGGCGUUGGUUCAAAUAUUCAACGAUCUAAGCCACAAGACAAAAGAUGCAAA